This is a messenger RNA of Strongyloides ratti, 930 nucleotides long. RefSeq names its product Cyclin-dependent kinase 1. Gene Ontology annotation, biological process: G2/M transition of mitotic cell cycle; mitotic G2 DNA damage checkpoint signaling; protein phosphorylation. The record is from RefSeq and is a predicted model, not a curated record. Bases 1 to 930 code for a protein of 309 amino acids. Lineage: Eukaryota; Metazoa; Nematoda; Chromadorea; Rhabditida; Strongyloididae. Gene Ontology annotation, molecular function: RNA polymerase II CTD heptapeptide repeat kinase activity; cyclin-dependent protein serine/threonine kinase activity; ATP binding. Gene Ontology annotation, cellular component: nucleus. The transcript is spliced from 2 exons.
AUGCUUUUAAAUAAAGAAAAACAAUUAUUAAUCGAUGAUUUUAUUAACAUAGAAAGAAUUGGAGAAGGUGCAUAUGGUGUUGUAUAUAAAUCAAGACAUAAAUUUAGUGGAACUAUUGUUGCACUUAAAAAAAUUCGAAUUGGAGAGGAUGAGGAAGGAAUCCCACAAACAACAGUAAGAGAAAUAGCAAUACUUCGAGAAUUAAAACAUCCUAAUAUUGUUUCACUUGAAGCAGUAAUCAUUCAACCUAAUAAAAUAUAUCUUGUAUUUGAAUUUUUAUCAAUGGAUUUAAAAAAAUAUAUGGAUAGAAAUACAAAUGGUAGAGUAUUAGAACCAAAAAUUGUUGAAAAUUUUAUGUAUCAAAUUUGUCUAGCUAUGUGUUUUUGUCAUCAAAGAAGAAUAUUACAUCGUGAUUUAAAACCACAAAAUAUAUUAGUUGACAAUUCAGGUUGUAUAAAACUGGCUGAUUUUGGAUUAUCUAGAACUACGGGAAUUCCACUUCGUGCAUAUACUCAUGAGAUUGUAACAUUAUGGUACCGUUCACCAGAAAUUAUGCUUGGAUCAGAAAAAUAUUCAACAGCAGUAGAUGUUUGGUCUAUUGCAUGUAUAUUUGCAGAAAUGGCCUCUAAUGUUGUUCUUUUUAGUGGAGAUUCUGAAAUUGACCAAUUAUAUAAAAUAUUUAAACAAUUAGGUACACCAACACCAUCAAUUUGGCCUCAGAUUGAAUCACUUCAAAAUUAUAAUCCAAACUUUCCAAAAUGGAAAAAAAAAAGUUUUGGAGGAAAACUUGAAUAUUAUUUAAAUCGUGAUGGUAUAGAUUUACUAGAAAAAAUGCUUAUAUAUGAUCCUAUAAAACGUAUUAAUCUAAAAUAUGUACUAAUACAUAAAUAUUUUACAAAACGAGGAAAUUUCAAAUUUCCUAUACGUUAA